Molecule: messenger RNA, 2112 nt
Organism: Eimeria maxima
Lineage: Eukaryota; Apicomplexa; Conoidasida; Eucoccidiorida; Eimeriidae
Exons: 1
Coding region: 1-2112 (703 amino acids)
Source: RefSeq, a predicted model, not a curated record
AUGUACACCUCAGAGCAGCACAACAGGGAUCUAAUUGAUGGCAGCAGGAUGGCUUCUUCUGCUGCAGCAGCAGCAGCAAGAGCAGCAACAGCAGCAUUCCUUAAUCGUGCAGAUGAACUCACGGCACGUGGUAUAUGUCCACCACCAGCUCCUGCUGCAGUGCCACAGCAGCAGCAGCAGCAGCAGCAACAGCAGCAGCAGCAGCAGCAGCAGGAGAGGAAGUGGAGGACAGCUGUACCUUCAAGCCGUGCUGCUCAUUUCUUAGAUUGGCGUGUAACAGACACAGCAGCAAUUGUCCCUUGUCGUCUGCUGCUGGCUGUUGUUAGACAAGAAAGCAGCAGCAGCAGCAGCAGCAGCAGCAGCAGCAGCAACAGGCGCAACGUAGCAGAUGCGCUGCAGGCAGACCUGCUGCAGUUGCUGCUGCCGCUGCUGCCUGUGAUGCCGCACCUCACGGCCUUUAGAGGUGAUAUUAAAGUAGAGCCAGACGCCUCAGCAGCAGCAGCAGCAGCAGCAGCAGCAGCAGCAGCAACAGCAGCAGCAACAACAACAGUAAGUGCAGCAGGAGCGGCAGCAGCUACAGCAGGAUGUGCAGCACCAAGUGCACCAGCUGCAGCGGCAACAGCAGCAGCAGCAGAAGCAGGAGCUGCACAGAGUUCAACAAGUCGAUAUAGGGUUGCUGUUAAGGUUGAACCGCAACAGCAGAAGCAAAUGCAGCAGCAGCAGCAGCAAAUGCAGCAGGAGCAGCAGCAAAUGCAGCAGCAGCAGCAGCAAAUGCAGCAGCAGCAGCAGCAAUUGCAGCAAGAAACAAAGACGGAACCGCAGCAGCAGCAGCAACAGCAGCAGCAGCAGCAACAGGUUCCCGUACGGGUAAAGUCGGAAUCACCUGAGGUGUACGUACAGCCUAGAAGGGAGAUUCGCUCUCCUGCUGCUGAUGAGAACACUGACAGCAGCAAUAGCAGCAGCAGCAGCAGCAGCAGCAGCGGCAAUGCUGCUGCUGUUAACGGCUCCAACUGCAUGCGGGGUCAGAAGGUUGAACCAGACAGUGGAGGAAGCAGCAGCAGCAGCAACAGCAGCAGCGGCAGCAGCACUGGCAGCAGCAGCACCUCAGCCACGACACAGGGUUCGACACCUGAGCCAUCUCAUACACUCCAGCAGCAGCAGCAGCAACAGCAGCAGCAGCAGCAGCAGCAGAAACAGUUUUAUACUUGUGUGAAGGAGGAACCCGAGCUGAAAGUUUCAGCUGGUACCCAGCAGCAGCAGCAGCAAAAGCAGCAGCAGCAGCAGCAGCAGCAGCGGCGUGGAUUGCUGCUCAUUGGCCUUAGUGAUGACGAGGAAGAAGACACGCCAGCUUUUCUUAAGAAACUUCAAAAGCCGCCGCAGCAGCAGCAGCAGCAACAGCAGCAGCAGCAGCAACGGCAACCCAAGAAGGAGCAGCAGCACGCGUCAGCUACUGUUCAUCAUGGAAGCUCAAAGCUCAAGAAAGAGCAGCACGAGCAGCAGCAGAAGCAGCAGGAGCAACAGCAGCCGCAGCAGCAGCAGCAAGCUCUGCUGUCUGACCUUGAUGCACAGAUUAAAGAGAAAGAAGCAAAGCUGCGAGCACUGCAGCAGGAGUUGGAGAAGCAAGAGGAGCUGCUGCUGCUGCAGCAGCAGCAGAAGAAGCAGAAGCAGCAGAAGCAGAAGGUGCAGCAGAAGGGGGAAGGGGCACUUAAGAGACAGAGACUCCCCACCUCCAGCAGCAACGGCAGCAGCAACAGCAGCAGCAGCAGCGAAGGAGACAGCAGCAGGAAGCGGAGGUCAGCAUACACACGAAAACGAUCCAAGGGGAUCCAUAGAGGGGAGCACCAGCAGCAGCUGUCUCGCCGUCGCCGCUGCAGCAGCAGCAGCAGGAGCAGCAGCAGGUGCAGCAGCAACGAGGAGAGCAGCAGCGACAGCAGCGACGGUCCUGCCUUGUACAGUAGCAGCAAAGGUGGCGUAGGCAGGAGAUACCAGCAACUGCAGCAGCAGCAGCAGCAGCAGCAGGAAGAGGUAGCAGCAAUUACCUUCCUAGGCUGCGGUGUAUCUGCAGCAGAGACAGCAAGAAUUGAAUCCAAGAUAAGAGAACUACAAGAGUAA